AUGUUUUUGAGAUACACUGUAUGAAUUUAUAUCAAUUGUCGGCAACUAAACGACUUUUUUAUAUUUUUUAUUUUUCUGGAAAGUCCUUUUCAAUGAAGAUGCAAUAACUUUUUAUUCCCAAAUAAAAACAAAUAAACAAAUAAAAACAAAUAAAAAAUAAUUUAGGGAAUAAAUAAAACAUUUCAAAUUCAAGGUAUUUUUGUGUUCGUGUUUGUCACAUUGCAUGAUGACAAUACUGAAUGAAUGGCAAUACUUUGUUUAUUUUCCAUUAUAAAUAUAGGAAAAGUUAAGUGAGCUCGGAUGAUGGUGCCGUGAUGAGAAUCUUCCCAGCCAAUUAUCAAUGCUCAAAUUUAUUUAUUCGAGAAAAUAUAUUUUCUUUCGGAAGGAAUCACUGAGAUGGAUCCAAGUUCUCCCAAGAUCUCCAAGCCGAGAAUAUUGUCGCGACUAUUGAAAUUAUUCCGACGUAUUGUUCGAAAGCUUCUGUCUCUCUAUUCCGAUAGAAUUAGCAUCCUUGUUGAAACAUUGUUUGCGGGUAACGGGAAUCACAGUCUUACUACGGCCAAUUGUCGAGUGCGGGAGAUUGUGAUUACGUUUUUGAAAAUACUGGGCGUUGUAUGCAGGAUACUGAGAUCACAAUCUUAG
Messenger RNA from Heterotrigona itama, 642 nucleotides. The record is from the annotation of a GenBank genome assembly. Lineage: Eukaryota; Metazoa; Arthropoda; Insecta; Hymenoptera; Apidae.